Brenthis ino (lesser marbled fritillary) is the source of this 711-nucleotide messenger RNA. NCBI's taxonomy places the organism in Eukaryota, Metazoa, Arthropoda, Insecta, Lepidoptera, Nymphalidae. The record is from the annotation of a GenBank genome assembly.
AUGACAGACGAAUCGGAGGCGGGGCGGCGGGCGCGCGCUCCCCCGCCGCGGCCGACUGUGCGCCCCGAGCCGCGUCCGCGCACCCUGCCACCGCGCCUUAUCCGCCCCUCAGAACAUCUCGCUAUGGUGGAACAAGCGAGGGAACGGCGCCCACCCCCUCUCAUGCCCUCAGUCACUGUGGUCCAAGGUCCUACUCGCAUCCAGGGGCCCAAACACCGCCAAUCCCUUCCCACUCAAUCCUUAUCAGGGUAUCACGCAACAAAGAGUCAUUCGGUAACACAAGGUGCAAUGCAAGGACCACAUUCAAUGCAGGGUUCAUCUCCACAAGUACCUCAUGCAAUGCAAGGAACCUCUAUGCAAGUGCACCCUGUAAUACACCCACCCCCAGUAGUGCAAGGCCCCAGACCCCCACCACCCCCUCCAGUACCAAGGCCAUAUGUUCCACCCCCUACGCGCAUGCCUGCGCCAAUGGCGAUAAACCCUGUUACGAGGCUACCACAACCGAGGAGAGAUAUUCAGACCUCUCCAACAACAGGAAAACGUAAUGCAGAAGCCGGUCCGAUUCGUAACGGUCUUGGUAAGGACCCAAUGUGGAAACAUACCUACGUGGGCGACACUUUCGUUGGCAAACUCAAGUAUGGUAAUGAUUAUCAGAACGAUGAUAUUGCAUUAUUCAUUGAAUCAAACAUCAAUACAGAGAGGAUAGCGAUC